GUCACACAACAAGGCCGUCCGGUAAACUGUCAAAUAAGAUAAACACUUCAACCUGAUUGUUGUUAGCACUCCUUCUAACAAAGUUAUAAAACGAAGUAAUAAUUAUACCUCUAAAGUGAUAUUUAUUAUUAAUGUAGUUUCCGAAAAGUCAUAUAAAAUAGUAUUUAUUUAUGUAGUUUUACCGUGCUAACUGUAUGCGACUAUGACAUAACCUCUAACGAAUAUUCCAGUGAAGUGAGCAAAGGAAAUUGAACUUUAUUCUUAUAGUCUUAAAGACGGUUUAAAAAUGAAGUGUGGUAAAAAAGUAGUUUUAUUUACGCUCUUCGCGAUGAACCUAGUGGACCAACCAGCUCCCGAAGUUUCUAUUGAGCAAGGGACUUUAAGCGGUAAAAUAAGCACCGAUGGAUCGUUUUUCGAAUACAUAGGUAUUCCCUACGCUAGUACUAAUAGUACUACGAGGUUCAAGGCACCAUUACCUCCACCAAAAUGGGAGGGUGUAUACAAGGCUGUCGACGAAAUGUACCAGUGUCCACAACAUCCAGUGGGAUUACCCAUUGAAGUAGUUGGUACAGAAGAUUGCCUCAAAGUCAACGUGUAUGUUCCUGCAAGGGCUCAAGGACCAUUACCUGUCAUGGUCUACAUUCAUGGUGGUGCUUACGUUCUUGGAAAUGGAGGAAAAAUGGUUAUAGGACCAGAUUUUUUAGUUAAACAUAAUGUGAUAUUAGUGUCAUUCAACUAUAGACUUGGUGUAUUAGGCUUCCUAUGUUUACACACUGAAGAAGCACCCGGUAAUGCCGGUCUGAAAGAUCAAGUAGCAGCUUUACGUUGGGUUAAGAAAAAUAUAGCAGCAUUUGGUGGAGAUCCAGAUAACGUUACCAUAUUUGGAACAAGCGCUGGUGCAGCAUCCGUGUCGUUGCUUGUUGCUAGCGAAUCCACUGAUGGUCUGUUCAAACGAGCAAUUAUGCACAGUGGAUCAUCUUUAGCAAGUUGGGCCAUAAGCAACGACCCCAUAUCUGUAGCAAGUAAUAUUUUGACUCUAUUAGGAUAUGACACAAAAGAUCCAAAAGAAAUUUACGAAAUAUUUUCUAGAUUAGCAGUCAGAGACAUAGUUUUGGCAACAACACAUAGUCCUAUACCACAGCUUUUAACUAAUUAUCAAUUACCGUUGCCAUGUGUGGAGAAACAUAUACCUGGCGUUGAAUCAGUUCUAACAGACUUACCGUACAAAUUAAUGACUAGAAAUCCGAAAAAUAUUUCUUUAAUGUUUUCCUCAACGGAUAAAGAGGGACUGUUCUUCAUCAACGUUGAUACAAAAGAAACAUUAGAGAGUAAAAACAAACAAACAGUAUUCGGAGAUGACUUAGUUUUUAAAACUAAAGAUGAAGAAAAUGAAAACGACCGUGAAAUAAAAAAGUAUUAUUUUAAUGGAGCACCGAUAAGCGAAAGAAACAUUAUGAAUCUAUCUGAUUUAUACACACAUUCGUAUUUUGAGAUGCCAGUAAUAUUUGAGGCGGAGAUAAUGGCAAAGAAUAUUGAAGCUCCUGUGUAUAGUUACUAUUUCACAUAUUCUGGAGGACGCAAUUAUGUCAAGUCCAGUACUAAAUAUAAAAACGUGGAAGGAGCUUGUCAUGGGGAUGAUUUAUUCUACACGUUCCAAGGAACAAUAUUGCCUUUCAGAGUUAACAAAGAUGAUCAAAUAAUCGUAGACUGGUUGACGAAAAUGUUAACCAAUUUUGCUAAAUAUGGGGAUCCGUCACCAAAAGGGGAGUUUCCAAUCAAAUGGCUUCCCCACACUAAAGAACAAUUGAACUUUUUAACUAUAGGCGAUACAUUGGAGAUGACCUCGAUGAGAAACCCAGAUAUUUAUCACACGUGGAAACGAAUUUACGAUAAAUAUCGAAGAAGUGAAGCUAAAUUGUGAAAUUAGACCUAAGUAACGUGUACUAAUACAAACUCAAUUCAGUAAAUACGAUUACAUGUAAUGUUGAACAAAUAGAUAUUGUAAUUUCUAUGAUCUGACUGACGAUGUCUUGGUCCACAUGCCUUGCGGGUACAUUGUCCACGCCACGUCUAUUUUACUUUUCUACAUGACAAUAGAUUUAUUAUGAAAUUUUCUAUUAUAUACAAGAACCAUCAGGUGUAUUUAAGAUAGCAACAAUUAAAACUAUAUUGUUCUAGUUCAUGUGUAUCAGAUUUUAUCAUUAGAACAAUUUAUUUAGUCAAUU
Messenger RNA from Spodoptera litura, 2225 nucleotides. Its product is annotated as esterase FE4. The record is from RefSeq and is a predicted model, not a curated record. NCBI's taxonomy places the organism in Eukaryota, Metazoa, Arthropoda, Insecta, Lepidoptera, Noctuidae.